CCCCGCUCAAUAAUCUGAAGUACGCAAGAAAUCAACGAGAGCCGAAAGCAAAUUACCUGUCAUGGAAGAUAUCUGACAACUAUUAUUUUCUCAAGUCUAAAAUUUCCCUUUUAUCGUUCACUGCAGGCAUUUUAGUACUUUUUGAAAAGUCAUGGAGAAAUCUGAAGACAUGUUAAAAAAAGAAGAUACAGACUCAAGAUCUGCUUCCAAAGAAACUGGUGAUGAAGGUGUGUCAGAUAUGGAAGUAGAAACUACAGCAGAACAUGAUGUAGUCAGAAAAGAAGCAGAAAACUUGGAUGACAAGAAGGUUGAGAAAGAGACUUUGGAUGAUGAGGUUAAAACUUCUGAUGUCAUUGAUAAAGAAUCAAAGGAUUCUUCAGGAGUAGAAGAUGUAGAUUUAACAAAGAAGUCAGAAGACUCUGAUAUACAAGAAGAAAGUGUGGAGAAUAAAGAAGCAGGUAAAGAAGAAGGGUAUUGUGGAUUUUAUUCAGCACUAGUUUUGAUAAUGGUUUCCCCAGGUCUUUCAUAUGAGCCCUUGAAUUUGAUUUUCUAUUUAAUUAUCUGAAUAAUAUAUAUGUCAUAAUUCUUAUUUCUAGAAACUUUUAAUGUUAUUAUAAUAUUUAAGAAAAUCCUUAAAAUCUCUUCAUUUGGUUACUAAAUUUACUGAUACUUUUUCCUAACUCCGUGUUGUCAGUUUUAUAGCCCAUCUUUCUGUGAAAAAAUCCUGUCAACAGAGAGAUAGAUAAACGGAACAUCUCUGCUGUAAGGAUGCUUUAGGAAACUUGUUCCUUAGGCUUAUACAUAAAACUAUGAAAUAAUGGAAAAAUUUAAUUUAGUUUAGUAAUACUUUAUAUUUUGAGUUUGUUUUUUCUUACAUCUUGCUAACUUCAUUAUAAUUUUUAGCUCGACUAUUCGAUAAGAAUAAGUAGAGCUAUUGUAGUCACCAGAGCGUCGGCGUAACCACUUAUGUUAAAGUUUUUGUAAUAUCUCGAAUAUUUUCAAAGUCCAUUGACAUAUGGCUUUGAAACUUUGCACACUUGUUCACCAUCAUGAUCCCAACCUGUACACAGGAGGAGAUAACUGUAUCAAGCAUUUGGCAGAAUUAUGCCCCAUUUUCGACUUAGAAUUUUCGUUAACGUUUUUGUAAUACCGCAAAUAUUUUCAAAGUCCAUUGACAUAUGGCUUUGAAACUUUGCACACUUGUUCACCAUCAUGAUCCCAACCUGUACACAGGAGGAGGUAACUGUAUCAAGCAUUUUGACAGAAUUAUGCCCCUUUUUCGACUUAGAAUUUUCGUUAAAGUUUUUGUAAUACCUCAAAUAUUUUCAAAGUCCAUUGACAGGUAACUGUAUCAAGCAUUUUGACAGAAUUAUGCCCCUUUUUUGACUUAGAAUUUACAAAUAAGUUUGCAUACCACCUCAGAUAUUUUCAUAUUCUAUUGACAUCUGGCUUUGAAACAAGUUGAAAUUUUAUACUCUUCUUUGAGAGCAUAAUAGGACUCUCUUCAAGGCCUAUAACUGUAACAUGGUUUUAAAGAAAAAUUUUGCCCUUUUGUUAACUUAGAAAAUUUUACAUUAUCAAGGUUUUUUUACUGUCAAGCACUAAGAAUAGUCGAGGGUUGCUGUCCUACCGACAGCUCUUGUUUAUAUUUGUAUAUUAAUAUAAAUAAAUGAUAUGACCUUUAGAAUGUUGAUUUAAGAACAACAAACAUCUAUAACUUAGUCCAUAAGUCAGCAAGAUCAAAACACUUAAACAUGUAUAUCUCAUUGCCAAACAUUUAGUAUUAAAUAAGAUGUCCUCACUUGUGUUGUUUACUUAUGAAAGAUAAAUAUAAGACAAAGAAAAAUGCAAGAUUCAUUCAAGAAUUAAGAUAAAAGUAUCCACCUGAACAAAACACUUUUUUCUGAAUAUUUAUGAAAUUUACAGAAUAUUUAUCUGCUUGAUUUCAUUGAUGAAAAAAUUAUACAAUCACAAUGAUUGCAGAAGUGCCAGUACACUCACUAAAAUUCCCUUUAUAAGAAAAUUGGUCUACCCUCCUUUUAAACAUUUCCAAUAAUUUGUAAAUAAACAUUUGAGCAGCAUCAGGACAAA
Ruditapes philippinarum (Manila clam) is the source of this 2091-nucleotide messenger RNA. RefSeq lists its product as uncharacterized. The transcript is spliced from 2 exons. Lineage: Eukaryota; Metazoa; Mollusca; Bivalvia; Venerida; Veneridae. The coding region runs from base 152 to 565 and encodes 137 amino acids. The record is from RefSeq and is a predicted model, not a curated record.